Messenger RNA from Penicillium soppii, 654 nucleotides. Its product is annotated as glycoside hydrolase family 11 protein. The transcript has 2 exons. Gene Ontology annotation, molecular function: hydrolase activity, hydrolyzing O-glycosyl compounds. The record is from RefSeq and is a predicted model, not a curated record. Gene Ontology annotation, biological process: xylan catabolic process. The coding region runs from base 1 to 654 and encodes 217 amino acids. Lineage: Eukaryota; Fungi; Ascomycota; Eurotiomycetes; Eurotiales; Aspergillaceae.
AUGGUAUCAUUUACAGGCCUUUUGGUGGCUGCCUGUGCGGCAGUCAGCGCCUUUGCACUUCCCAGUGAUUUGGCGACAAGACAAAGCAUCACCACGAGCCAGCAAGGAACCAGCAAUGGCUACUUCUACUCUUUCUGGACCAACGGUGGUGGGAGUGUGUCCUACACCAACGGUGCCUCAGGGCAAUACGCCGUGAGCUGGACCAAUUGCGGAUCCUUCACCUCUGGCAAGGGCUGGGCUACUGGUAGCGCCCGAAACAUCAACUUUUCCGGCACCUUCAGCCCCUCAGGUAAUGCUUACCUCGCUGUCUACGGCUGGACCACGAGCCCCCUCGUGGAGUACUACAUUUUGGAAAGCUAUGGUACCUACAACCCCGGAAGCAGCAUGACCUACAAGGGCACUGUUACCAGCGAUGGAUCCGUUUACGACAUCUACACCCACCAACAGGUCAACCAGCCUUCCAUCUCAGGCACUGCUACAUUUAACCAGUACUGGUCCAUUCGUCGCAACAAGCGCUCCAGUGGUACUGUCACUACUGCCAAUCACUUCAAUGCCUGGGCGUCCCUCGGAAUGAGCCUCGGAUCCCACAACUACCAGAUUGUAUCUACUGAAGGGUAUCAAAGCAGCGGAUAUUCGUCCAUUACUGUGUCCUAA